CUCUUUACUGUUGUCUACAGUUCAGUCCCCAUGCCUUUGCAGUAUAUCUACCUCCUUCCUUCCUGUCUAUUCUUCUUCCGGUAUCCUCCUCAUCCUUUUCGCCUUUCUUCCUUCUCUCCUUUCUUUGUGCUUCCUUCUACAGCCUCUUCUUUGCCUUUCCAACCUCAUCCUAUUACAUAUCAGCUCGAUACUAUCAACCCUAGAAGUUUGACCCGCAACAGUAUCGACAUCAUCAGUCGAUAUUCUAAUACCUUGCGACGUUGCUUCAUCUGAAGCGUCGCCACUUUUGCGACUUCUCACACCCUUCCACGAUCAACAUGGACGUUCUGGUCAAACAGGAAACAGACGUACCGCUCCAGGCAGGUUCAAUGCCGGAGUAUGUCGAUCCGCCACCGUAUCUCGAUCCGCCAUUCGUACGUGCUGGUGAUCUUGCUCGACAGACGGCUUGUAAGAUACACGAUAUCUACAGUACUGCGCCCAGGCCUCCACCUUCCCAGCUCAUUUCAGAAGCCGAAGGUCUGGCCAAGCACCUUAAUCGAGAGGAGAGACUAGUCGGUCUGGUGGGUUUGUCCGGAUCAGGAAAGAGCAGCUUGAUCUGUGCACUUCUGCAAACCGAGGGCAUUGCAAUCAUCGAUGGCAGUGGCAAAGCUGUGACGUGCUUUCCAGUGGAAUAUCGACAUUCCUCGUCUCAGCAUACCUCGAAAUAUCACCUUCAGUGUGCUUUUCCGGACCAGCCACGGGUAGAAGAACUUCUAUCAACAUAUCUGGACGAUAUCAUUGCGCCUACAGCCUUCGAACAUGACGAACUCACUGCGUCCGAGUGGGAGGAGGUGCAGUCAAAAGCUCGCACCGCAGAGGCUGUCUUUGUAGCAUUGUUUACGGGGUUGGAUGGGUUCACCCUCAAGAAGCUCAACCCUGAACGGAGAAAGGUCACAAGAAAAUCUGCUAUCAAAUUAUUACAUGAAUGGGCUAAACACCUUCCAUGGCCGGCCGAGAGAAAGGAUAGCGUCUGGAGCAGUGAGGCAGCUACUGAGGAGGAGUUACGAGAGCUGCUCACCAAGUUUCGAGAUAAUGGUCUCUGGCCAUUGAUCGACAGUAUGACCAUAUUCAUGGGCGCGCCUCUCCUGAGGCAUGGGGUCGUCUUGAUAGACCUUCCCGGCUAUCAGGACAGUAAUCUUGCUCGUGUCAAGGCUGCCAGACAAGCUCAAGCAAAGUGUGAUGAUCUUCUUGUCGUUGCAGGCAUUACUCGUGUGGUCGACAGUCCCAUCCUUGACGAAGCCAUCGAGGAGAACAUUGCACGGCCCGACAUUGGCAUGCUUACUCUGCAAACUGUCACCGCUGUCUGCACUCAUUCAGCAGAAGUGGAAAGACAUCUCGAGAAGGCGGUCGACCCGCGCGCAUUGAGAGCUGCGGACGACAAGAUCAAGGAGUUGAAAAAGAGAGAUGCAUCUUAUUCAGAGAUGGAGGAAGCGAAGCUUCAGAAGCAGCACCUUAUCAUUGAGGCCAGGAACAAGAAUGUCAUCGCCGAGAUGGAGCUCAGACAUGGCUCCAGACUCCCCAAGGAUCAAUUUCAAGUCUUCUGCGUAGACAGUACGAAGUUCUUCGAGAGCAAAGAGUGGGAAGACAUGAGCGGAAUUCCGGCACUCCAGAGCUAUGUAAAGACUCUGCCAGGGAAGACACUGUUCCAGCUCAGCAAUGCUUACAUUGGUCCUCAUCUUCAGGCCAUGGUGGCUUCUUUCGAAUCUUACGUGGACGGGUCUAGGUUGAAGCCUGGAACUAUGAAAGCCGUCCUUCAUGGACCAGAAGCUCUUGAAAGAUUCGAUGAUGAGCUGGAGCUCUGGACUGAGGAGAUUGUCUCGAAGUUCGAGAGUAUCAUCAUCGAUCCACUGAAAGACACUGAAGAAAAUAUCGACGAGGCUCUAUUGGAGGUGGUCCAGUCAUGGAGGGCAUUGCAUGGGAACACUGUAGGCGCUCUUUGCCGAAAGGGUGGCAAAUUACAUACUGUCACCGCUGGUAAACGUGACUGGAACGCCGAACUCACCGAAUGUAUCACCAACUCCACCGACGAAGCCUGGUCAGAAUUCGACGACGUUCUGGAAGCCAGUCUCUCAGGACUCCACCAGAAGAUAUGCGAGGCAUUUCAGGAUUACCCGGUCACAUGCAAGAAACUGGGCGCACCUGAACAUUUUCUGCAGUCUCUCCUGGCCAGGCAACAGAUCCUGGACGAUCUCUGUGCGAAGGCGCGUGAAAGCUUCCGCAAAGAGCUUGGGACCAUCAAGAAGAACGCGAACAACACUCAUGAAAACGCCUAUGUCCGGGCUUGUAUGCUGCCGGUAUACAAGAUUGCAGGUAAUGCCAGAGGUAAGGGAGUGAAGGAAUUCCGUCACACCACACUCGAGGAGCAUGUCGAAGAAUGUGCAUUUGUGGCGAGCAUUUGUGACUCUCUCGAGACUGACUUCCAGGACGCCACGGAACGAGAGCACAACAACCUGGUUGCUAAGGUUGCGUCCACGGUCAAAUCCAUCCAAACGGAUGUAGACUUAUUCCAAGGCAAGAAAGAUGAAAUCCCGCUGUUCAAGCUCGAUCCGAAGUUCGGUGAGCGGGCGGAGGAACUGCUGCAGGUGGUCAAGCAGCGGCGAGUGGAGAUUGAUGGCCUAGCAGAGCCAGCACGAAACCGAGCGAGACAGUUGUACGGAGAUGAGAUCAUGACUUGGGGAACGCGCACACUCGAACCUGAACCCGUAGUGAUGGUCGACCACGAACCGCAUGCAGGUCAUCGGAAGAAAGGAAAAAAACGAAGACGAGAAUGACCAGGACCAGAAGAUGAGACCGGGCUGAGAAGGGAAGACAACUCAGCACCAGCUGCGUGAUGGCAAGACAGCUACGAGAGGGCUCCCAUGAUGGUGCUGCGAUGAAGAAAUGUCAAACACCAGCAGCAUACGCCUGAAAGCGAACAAGGGGGCGUCAAGGGCUGCACUAGGAGCUGAAAGAGCUGACAGCAAGAGAGAUUAACAAACCAACAUGUUGCCACACCUAGAUAGCAUCAAUAGAACGGAACCAUCAUCAUACAACCG
This is a messenger RNA of Exophiala viscosa, 3074 nucleotides long. RefSeq lists its product as uncharacterized. Bases 318 to 2810 code for a protein of 830 amino acids. NCBI's taxonomy places the organism in Eukaryota, Fungi, Ascomycota, Eurotiomycetes, Chaetothyriales, Herpotrichiellaceae. The transcript is spliced from 2 exons. The record is from RefSeq and is a predicted model, not a curated record.